Molecule: messenger RNA, 3843 nt
Organism: Cornus florida
Lineage: Eukaryota; Viridiplantae; Streptophyta; Magnoliopsida; Cornales; Cornaceae
Product: kinesin-like protein KIN-7E
Exons: 15
Coding region: 685-3621 (978 amino acids)
Biological process (GO): microtubule-based movement
Molecular function (GO): microtubule binding; ATP binding; microtubule motor activity
Source: RefSeq, a predicted model, not a curated record
ACGCCCCAGCAACCGCCUUCCCCAUUCGCCGGACCGUUACCUCCGUCUAGAGGGUGGAGGGGGGGAGAGAGAGACCAGCGGUUGCCGUCAAAACCAAAACGGGCUGUAAAGAGGAGAGAGAAAGUAGAGAGAGAAACUAUUGCUUCUGUUAGAAUCAAAAGCUCGUCUCUCUUUCUCUCUCUAAACUGGUUUUCGUUCUGUAAAAAAAUAUAUUUGAGAUCGUGGGAUUGAAGCCUUCAUCGCUCUUUGCUUUUUACCCACACAUUCUCUCUCACACAUCUUUUUAAUUUUUGCUUGUCGCGUAAAGUUUCGUCAUUUUUGUGAGAUCUUUAGUGAGAGCUUGAACUUCACAGUGAGAUCGAGAUUUUCUAGAGCGAGAAAAUUCGAAUAGUGAAGACGGUGUGUGAGAAAAUCAGUUUAAAUUUAUUCAGUUUCGGAGAUUCAAUACCAACUUCGAAGGGUUUUGUCCAUGGAUUUGGAAAAGAAGCUUCCGAGUACUUCAUCUAUAACCCUAUCUGAAUUCAGAGUUCACUUCUAAUUUUUCUUGAAAAUGACAUGUAAGCAUAACAAUACAAUGAACAAUUGGGCUGAUUUUCGGUACUUUUAGGAAAGUUUAAAGUAUGGGUAUUUAGAUUUUGGUAUAAUGGAUAUGGGUCUGUGAAGACAAAAAAGGGUGGUUAACAAAUGGGGGCAAUUGGUGGGGAAGAGUUGAUGAAGUGGGAGAAGAUGCAAGGAGCUGCUUGCGCCCGUGAAGAGAAGAUCCUUGUAUUGGUUAGACUCAGGCCUUUGAGUGAGAAGGAGAUUUCGAGGAAUGAAGUUUCCGAAUGGGAAUGCAUCAAUGCGACUAGCAUUUUGUUCCGGAACAGUCUUCAAGAACGGUCAAUGUUUCCAACUCCCUAUACAUUUGACAGAGUAUUUGGGGGUGACUGUUCGACAAGGCUGGUGUACGAUGAAGGAGCAAAGCAGAUUGCUGUUUCAGUUGUCAGUGGUAUUAACUCAAUUAUUUUUGCAUAUGGACAAACAAGCAGUGGAAAGACGUACACAAUGAAUGGAAUAACAGAGUACACAGUGGCAGAUAUAUAUGACUAUAUACAAAGGCAUCAAGAAAGAGCAUUUGUUUUGAAGUUUUCUGCCAUCGAAAUCUACAAUGAAGCAGUUAGAGAUCUCCUCAGCGCAGAUAAUACUCCUCUUAGGCUCCUCGAUGAUCCAGGGAAAGGGACCAUCGUGGAGAAACUUACAGAGGAAACUUUGAGGGAUUGGGGCCAUCUGAAGGAGCUCCUAUCCAUUUGUGAAGCUCAAAGAAAGAUUGGGGAAACAUCCCUGAAUGAAACAAGCUCUAGAUCUCAUCAAAUUCUUAGAUUGACGAUUGAAAGUUCUGCUCGUGAGUUUCUGGGCAAGGACAAUUCAACCACCCUUGCAGCUAGUGUGAAUUUUGUUGAUCUGGCGGGGAGUGAGCGUGCAUCUCAGGCAUUAUCAGUUGGGGCAAGGCUGAAAGAGGGCUGCCACAUCAAUCGUAGUUUACUGACACUGAGUACUGUUAUUCGCAAGCUAAGCAAUGGAAGACAUGGACAUGUCAAUUACAGAGAUUCUAAGCUCACGCGCAUUCUGCAAACCAGUUUGGGAGGCAAUGCCAGAACUGCAAUCAUUUGCACUUUGAGCCCUGCACGAAGCCAUGCUGAGCAAUCUAGAAAUACUCUCUUAUUUGCUAGUUGUGCAAAAGAAGUGACUACAAAUGCACAGGUCAAUGUAGUCAUGUCGGAUAAGGCCUUGGUGAAACAUUUACAAAGAGAGUUAGCUCGAUUGGAGAAUGAGUUAAAAACUCCAGUCCCUACAUCCACUUGUGAUUAUCCGACAUUACUGAGAAAGAAAGAUCUUCUGAUUGAAAAGUUGGAGAAAGAAUUGAGAGAGAGAACUAAGCAACGGGAUCUUGCUCAAUCUCGGGUUGAGGAUCUACUACGAGUGAUUGAAAAUGGUCAAGCUUCAAGACAAUGGGAUGGGCUUAGUCAUCAUUCCAAUUCGCAAGAAGGUGACAAAUUGGAAGAUGGAUAUUCAGUAUCAGAGUCAUCAGGUGUUGCCUAUCCUCAUUGUCUGGAGAUAGGAGUCAGCAAGUUCACCACUAGUCGGUCUUCUGAUAGAGAUCAUAGGAAUAAUCCUAAGGAGUCCUCCCAACAGCUUCCAGGGAAUCAUGGAGACGAUUAUCUGUCUGAUGGAACUUCUUCACCACUGUCAGAUAGUGCUGAGUUUGUCGGAUCCAAUCAAUGUCAUGGCAGGGAGUCAUUCUCCUUGGGAACUGGAGAAGAUUCUGAUGACAUCUGCAAGGAAGUUAGAUGUAUUGAGAUGGAUGAGUCCAACAAAGACAAGACCUCUGAAUCCAUUGCUUUAUCAGCUAGUGAGGAUGUAGGAAUUUUAGCAUUGACAACAUCCAGGAAUGGCAACUUGGAAGAUGAGGAAACAACGUCAACCCCGCCUCGGGAAGUAAAUCACAUCCAAAAUGAUUUAACCUAUUUUGCGUUGGAGCAGAAAAUCCAGGGUGUACAAAAGACCAUCGAUUCUCUUGUCAGCCCUUAUCCUGACGAACCAUCUCCUUGGGAUCAGACAAUGGACGUGUCAGGUUCUAGAAGCCAGAGGUUAACAAGGAGCUGGAGUUGUAGAGCUAAGCUUAUGACAGGCUCAUCUUCACCAUGCUUUGAGACAGCAGGACCAAAUCAGAAUACCCUGCCUAAUGGAUUUGAGAAAAGCUUUCCUGGAAGACCAGAAGGUUUCCGAAGGACGCCUCCAAUGUUAAAUUUUGGUGCCCACAAUGCGAGGUUGUCAAGAAAUAAUUCUCAAUCUUCUGUUGGGAGUCUUUUAGUAGAUAGGUUGAAAGCUGAGAACGACAUGACUUCCACACAUGAGGGUAUUCCAGGCAUCGAUACAUUUGUUGCAGGGCUGAAGGAAAUGGCCAAGCUUCAGUUUGAAAAGCAACGAGGUGAUGGUCAGUUUCAGGAAGUGGAACCAAGUGUUGAAGGGUCUGGGAAGAAUGUCAAAGAUGUCGGAUUAGAUCCAAUACAGGAUGCAUUGGAAACUCCUCAAAAUUGGUUAUUUGAAUUUGAAAGACAGCAGAAAGUGAUUCUUGAACUUUGGGAUACAUGCAAUAUUUCAUUGGUCCAUAGGACGUACUUCUUCCUGCUCUUUAGAGGGGACCCAACAGAUUCCAUUUACAUGGAGGUAGAGCUUAGGAGACUUUCCUUCCUCAAGGAAGCAUUUUCUCAGGGAAAUAUUGUUGCGGAAGAUGGUCGUACUCUUACAUUAGCUUCAAGCAUGAAGGCUCUUUUCCGUGAAAGAGAGAUGUUAAGCAGGCUUAUAUACAAGAGGUUCUCGGAAGUGGAGGUAAAUAGACUCUACCAGAAGUGGGGUAUCAAUUUGGAUUCCAAGCGGAGGAGACUGCAACUGAUUCACUGCUUGUGGACUGACACGAAGGAUAUGAACCACAUUAUAGAAAGUACUGCUAUUGUUGCAAAGCUGAUCAGGUUCUCGGAGCAGGGGCACGCCAUUAAGGAGAUGUUUGGGCUUUGCUUCACUCCUCCACGAAAGAGCCGAAGAUCCCUUGGCCGGAGACUUGGCAUGGCAUCUUUUUUGUAAGCGUACCCGUAUAUAGACAACUACAGAAGCAAUUUGGUUAUUGAAAUUGACUACAUAUUAAUCAUUUAUCGUUUGAAAGUGAAGCAGGUGUUGGUUGACUGACAAAGAAUUGUAUAACUUGUUCUUAUUCUCACUCAGUUUAGAAAUGAAAAUGUGAACUGGAAAUUUGUCACAUUUCUGAUUUUUGCAUAUCUUCAGUUAUGCAUAUGAUGUGUUGGUUCU